UGGGGAGCAUGGCAGCAGGGAUUAUGUAGCGAAGGAAAGCUGCAGAAUAUCUUCCAGUGGAUACAAUAUUGCAGAGCUCACUGCCAGCAGAACAGAAGCUGACUGACAUAAUGGCCAACUUUGCCAUCCGAAGAUACAAGAACAGGGACUAUGACAUUGUUCGCCUCCUGUUUGCACAGGGAAUGAUAGAGCACCUUCCUGUUACCUGCAUCUACAUCCUAAAGCUUCUCAGAGUGCACUUUGUCCUCAUGGUGUCGUUUAUUUCUUUACUCAUGGCCUCUAGAUCCUACCUGCUAUCUUUCAUGUGCAUGACGGCUAUAUUGGCUGCUGGCUGGCAGCUGUUGAAGGCUGAAUUCAAUCACUAUGUAGAACAAUGUUACAGCGAGGACCUUAUGGACAUUGAGAAGUCCUACAUGGUAAACAGCAGGUCCUGCUUCUGGGUGGCUGAGUCCAAUGGCAGGGUUAUAGGCAUAGUAGGAGCGCAAGGAGCGGAGGAGUCUGAUGAUGUCAUGGUGUUGAGACGCUUGUCCGUCGCAAAGGACCAACGCUUCAAGGGAGUCGCCAAAUCACUUUGUACGACAGUCAUUGACUUUGCUCGACAACAGGGGUGUAAGAAUGUGACUCUAGAAACAUCCAUGAUACAGCACGGGGCUCACAAAUUGUAUGAAAGUAUGGACUUUCAGAAGACUAACGUCCGUGUAUUCCCAACCUGGUUUGCAAGACUCACAAACUUUUCUGUUUUCAAAUAUACAUACAAUAUAGAAACUCACUGAUCCUCGAAUAUAAAUUGACUUGCCACAGUAUGAGCUUUGCCCCAGCUCUCCUGAUAAUGCAGUAAGUCCUGCUUUGAUUCUACUGGAUAUACAAAGGAUUGAGGACAUUUAAUCAUCACAAACAUUUCCAGUGAGCGGGGAGGACAUUGCUGUCUUCUCCAGUCUUUGAAAUAAAGCAUCCAGUGAAAUAUCAGAGUAACUGGUAGCUCUCCUGUUCCAGCAAGGGUACAAUGGUAGACAGGAAUGGUGAUGGACCUAAGGAUAAGGACAUAUAUUGGCUUGAUAUGUCAUACUUUUCUUGUCCCUAAUGUCUGAAGCUCACACAGAAAAAUACAGCACUCUGAGAUGAGACACCAAUGAUGAAGCAAAGUCUGGCAUUGUCCAUCUGACAGGGAUCUACAUAUUCUAGGCAGGGAGGAGGACAUGUGGAACUCCCUAGUUGUUGGUUGAGUGAAGCCCCACCAUGCAGGUUGGUCCUACUCUUGCAGAUCAUUGUGUGUAUCCAGGUUCAUGGAAAAUUGGACAGAAAAUGCAAGACAAUCCAGCAACAUUGUGCUAUGGAAAAACUCCAUUCAUAACAAACGCUAUGUGGUGUCAAUCAGUUUUACUGAUAUAAUGAAAGAGUCAUGGUAGAAAACUACAGGGUGCGCUAGGUUUUCCUAUACUGUUUGAACCAGACUGGCGAGGGUGAUAUCCGUGUAUUUAUUUCCUAUUUAAAAUAUAUACACAUUGGCAACUGGAUACCAACAGAUGAACUGUCGGGGGACUUUGUCUGAAAACAGAAAAAAAGCCUUACUUAGCCCCGUGACGGGAUGAUCUGUGUUUUAUUUUAUAAGGCAGAGUCACAUGUCAGUUCAGCCCCACGGUGAGAUACAGAAUGGAUAUUUAAUUAUGUCUUUGUGGUCCUAGAGUGUUAGGUAGGUUUAUUCAAUAAAUAGCACUGUAUUAACUGAAGAUGCAGAGUCUUAAAGGAGAUUUGACUUUCUUUGAUAAAUAUGGUGUAAGUUAUUUCCUCCUUACAAGAUGCAUAUGUAUGCAGAUAUCUUUUCAUUAUAUGGGUGCCCAUCCAUUGAGA
Messenger RNA from Pelobates fuscus (common spadefoot toad), 1848 nucleotides. RefSeq names its product probable N-acetyltransferase camello. The transcript has 2 exons. The record is from RefSeq and is a predicted model, not a curated record. Gene Ontology annotation, molecular function: N-acetyltransferase activity. Bases 111 to 773 code for a protein of 220 amino acids. Lineage: Eukaryota; Metazoa; Chordata; Amphibia; Anura; Pelobatidae.